Molecule: messenger RNA, 1947 nt
Organism: Harpegnathos saltator (Jerdon's jumping ant)
Lineage: Eukaryota; Metazoa; Arthropoda; Insecta; Hymenoptera; Formicidae
Gene: ohgt
Product: E3 ubiquitin ligase component cereblon
Exons: 7
Coding region: 363-1619 (418 amino acids)
Source: RefSeq, a predicted model, not a curated record
UCGAUAAGUGUCAAGAAGUCCUAUAUUCAACAGGAUUGCGAAUUGUUCUGCAAUACGUAGUGAAUGCGUUAUCAGAGUUGCGAGUUGAUUUAGUAAAAAUUCGUCGAACAAUAAUCAAUUGAUAAUAAUCGCGACGUGGUGGACUCACAGAUCGGCCGGACAACUUGCAUAAUUUACGUAGCUUGUCGCUCCGCGUAUCAUUUUUCCUGACACGCAACAAAUAUAUCCCUCCUUCACGCUUCUUUCUCUUUCUCUCUCACACAUACAUACAUCUGAUAAUGUCAGAGAAGGGUGGUCUGCUUAUAAACUGAAGAAAAUUCAAUGCAUCGUAACAUACGAUAUAUGUGCAAGAGAGUGGUGUGAUGUUUAACAUUAAUUAUUUUAUCGAUGAGGAGAUGGAAUAUGGUAGUGAAGAAAGUGACAGCGCCGGUCGCCGUAUAAGAGAUGUGUCGGAUGAUAGCUCAGAUUCUUUCAGUCUGGAUGAAAUACCAGUGCCUAUUAACAAUACAUUUGAUGUGACAUUACCUGCGACUCAUUCUUAUCUAGGGCCAAACUUGGAGGAGUUAAGAGGAAGGACAAUAUUGGAUGAUGGCAUAUAUAUGAAUCUACCGCUAUUGAUUAAACAAACUGUGUUGUUUCCUGGACAAACAUUGCCCAUGACAAUUUUCAACCUGCAGAUUAUUGACAUUCUAAAAAAUUGCAUAAAGAAUGAUCGUACUUUUGGUUGUGUGAGUUAUGGUAGUCCUGUAAUACAUCAAAUAGGAACAACUGCUGAGAUAUAUGAAUAUAGAGAGGGAUCCGGAAGAAAUAGCUUUCAUUUGAAAGCCAAAGGCAGACAGCGAUUCAAAAUAUUACGUAUUGUUACACCGGAACACAAUAAAAUUUUGGCCAAUGUUAAAGUGUUACCAGAGAUAACACUUGGGCCACCAUUUUUGGACCAACGCUUGGCCUCAUUAGAUCACUUGAGAGUUUAUCCUGAUUUGGAGAAGAAUGUUAAAAAACAAGAAAGAAUAGAAAAUUUAGAUGCAGUAAUAACUCCUUGGCCAGCUUGGGUCUAUAGGCAAUACGACCCUGCAAGACUUUCCAUGAAAAUACGUCAACAUUUGCAGUUUCUUGAAAUUAGGGGAGGUAAUGUACCUAAAGAUCCUAUCGGUUUAUCCUUCUGGGUCGCAGAGAAUAUUUUGAUAAAUCACAAUGAAAGACUCGAGUUACUACGUUAUGAUUGUGCUAUUACUCGUUUGCAACGAGAGAUAAAGUAUCUCAUAGAGGAUAAAAUAUAUGUGUGUGUCCAAUGUGAGACUCUCAUCGGUAGACAGUCACAUAUGUUCCCGAUGAAUAGGGAAGGCCCACAAGGUACUUACGUCAAUCCUGAGGGUGUUAUACACGAAACUAUAACCUUUUAUCACGUACAAGGAGUUGCGCUUAGCAGUUCUUCACCUUCGACCAAUUACAGUUGGUUCCCAGGAUAUGCUUGGACAGUGGCAAUUUGCAAACGUUGCAGUCAACAUGUCGGUUGGAAGUUCACCGCGACGGACAGUAAUUUAAGGCCCAAGGUUUUUUGGGGUGUGACACGUAGAAGUUUGAAAGAUAAGGACAUAAGAAUUAAAAAGAAGGAUUAAAGAGUAUUAAUGUACAAACAAUCCUUAUAGAUAAAAUAUAGCUGUUAUGUUAUCAAUAGUUGUAUAAGUUACAAUACAGAGAUUUUUGUGUAUAUUCCAACUGUCGAUUGACACUGUUGUGGAUUGAAAUCUAUUCUAACUCCGCUAUUAUGUUUUAUUAUAAAGUUUUCUGAAUGCAGACUGUAAAACUAAAAGAUAAUCAACGCAUUUCUAUUAUCCUUUUUCAUAUCAGUUAAUUUGUUAUUCUGGUUUUCAUUGAUAUAUACAUACAUAUAUGCAUAUACAUACCUACGAACAUAUAUAUACAUACAUACACAUAUACAGAGUG